Messenger RNA from Brugia malayi, 483 nucleotides. RefSeq lists its product as uncharacterized. NCBI's taxonomy places the organism in Eukaryota, Metazoa, Nematoda, Chromadorea, Rhabditida, Onchocercidae. The transcript has a single exon. Bases 1 to 483 code for a protein of 160 amino acids. The record is from RefSeq and is a predicted model, not a curated record.
AUGCCUUUUCCAAGAUAUAUAUCUGCAGACUAUUUUGGUCCUAAACCUAUUACAAUUGGUGUUCAUUUUCCAAUCGGUCAUAAUGCGUCUUUUCCAGGUGAUGGAGAGAUUAUUGAUCCUGAUACUGGCGAAACUAAUUAUGUUUUUCAGCAUAACCAAGUGGUGAAAUGGAAAGAUACUGGUCUAGAAGCCAAUGGAGAUGAUUUAAUAGUGCAAGCUAAUGGUGUAUGGACAUUUUGGAGUAAUAACAACAAAAGAGAAUCUCAACAUAGUUACACUUUGCAAAGUUUGGAGCAGCUAAAACAUGCAACCAGAUUUGAAGGUGGACAAGGUGAUAAUAGUUUGUCUAACUUUCACUUGAUUUAUAAUGAUUAUAAACCUAGUACACCACAGAACAUUUCAAAUAAUCUUAACGCAAGUUGCACUGUGAGUUGUAACUGCAUUAAUAAAGAUGGUACAGUGUCACGUGGGGCUCUACGUUGA